Messenger RNA from Rhinocladiella mackenziei CBS 650.93, 495 nucleotides. RefSeq lists its product as uncharacterized. The record is from RefSeq and is a predicted model, not a curated record. NCBI's taxonomy places the organism in Eukaryota, Fungi, Ascomycota, Eurotiomycetes, Chaetothyriales, Herpotrichiellaceae. The coding region runs from base 1 to 495 and encodes 164 amino acids. The transcript has a single exon.
AUGGUACCAUUCAUCUCAGGAGCUGCCGAUGCAGAGUACUAUCUCGAAGGAUACCUCAGCGAGUCUGGGCAGAAAGAGCACAAGUCGCGAUGGGAGAUCACAAGAACAACUCACAAUACAAUUUUGGAAUCUCCCGAGGAUCCAAAUGCAGUGCCUGCCGUCACUGGGGUUCCCGAAGCAUUCGUGUCCCAUGAACCAUGCGAAGCCCGUUCCGAUACUUCAGGAAUAGUUUGGGGGAAUAAAAUAGCAUUGCAGAAACUCUGGGAUGGCAGCAGAUGGGAACUGACCGGGGAAACGGAGAGGAUCGACCAGAAACUUGUACUUUCCGUGGCUGCCGGGCGGGACAAGUUCAUCCUCAUAGAGAACAGCGGAAGGAUUUUAAGAAACGGCUGGAGCCGAAGGAGUUCGUCCGUCUGGAAGCGAGCUCGGCAUGGCUCCGACGGGCUCGUCAACCAGCCGGAGGGUGAACAUGCCAGCCUCGGGCUCUACACGUAG